CGCCCUCACUCCACUCCUUGCUACUGAAGUGGCGCGUGCUGCACACUCGCCGCAUUCUUCCGUCUUUUACGGGCGAUCGGAUUAGUUUAGCAGAUGUUCUUAAAAGACCUAUGUCUGAGUUAACUAGGGACUGGAGAGUCAAGCUUCACAUAUAGCGGAACUAGUUUUACUAUUUUUAGUGUUGUGGGGAGCAACUGGAAAGAUGAGUUCAGGAAGGGGGAGUGGAAGACCAUUUACUGCGGCAAAUGGUAAUGAUUCCUUGUCCAAAGGGAAAAGCAUAUAUGAAUCCAACCCAAAUAUUGAGCAGUUGUCUCAAGGUGUUGCUGAUGCUAACCUAGACUCAGGACAAGAGGGUGGAUGGGAGGUAUAUGGAAGGAAGUCCAAGAACAGAGCUGGAAGCAGUGCUGCAAAAACAUGGGGUCCUUCAAUUCAUAAUUCUUACCCUAGAGCAUUGGGGAAUACAGAUGUGGCUCAAAAGCCAGGCCUCCGGCACCAUGCAGGUGCUGGGCGGGCUUCUGGGAAUCCCUGGCAGGCACAAAAUGCUAACUUUAAGAGAACUGCUGGCAGAGGAAAUGCAAGACCCCAGGUAUCUACCACUACCAGUAGUUCUGAAAGUACAAACGUGACUCCAAAUCCUUUGAUUAGCCCUCCAUUGGAGCAUGGCUGGAAUUGGCAAUCUAGAGCUAAUUCAAUGCAGCCUAAACCCAACCCCCAGGGAGAAAAUGAAAUCACACUUGAGUCCACUGAGAAGAAUAAUGAUGUUGAUGAUGAGGGGGAGGAUGAUUCUGAUGCUAUGGAAGAUACUGAUGAUGAUCUAAUGAGUGAUGAGUAUGAAUCGGAUAGCAGUCAAAAGAGCCAUGAGACUAGGAAGAACAGCAAAUGGUUUAAGAAGUUUUUUGAGAUGUUGGAUAGCCUGACUGUUGACGAAAUCAAUGAGCCUGAAAGGCAAUGGCACUGUCCAGCUUGUCAAGGUGGCCCUGGUUCUAUUGAUUGGUACAGAGGACUGCAACCGCUGAUGACCCAUGCCAAGACAAAGGGUUCUAAAAGGGUUAAGGUCCACAGGGAACUUGCAUCACUUUUGGAUGAAGAGUUGUGCAGAAGAGGUACUACAGUAAUUCCACCUGGCGAAGCUUUUGGUAAAUGGAAAGGCUUAAAAGAAGAAGAGAAAGAUCAUGAAAUAGUUUGGCCUCCAAUGGUUAUCAUUCAGAAUACAAGGCUUGAACAAGAUGAAAAUGAGAAGUGGAUAGGUAUGGGUAACCAGGAGCUUCUUGAUUAUUUUAGCUCUUAUGGUGCUGUGAAAGCUAGGCACGCUUAUGGUCCACAAGGUCAUCGUGGGAUGAGUGUUUUGAUUUUUGAAGCCUCAGCUAGGGGUUAUUUUGAGGCAGAGCGUCUGCACAAGCAUUUUAUAGAUAAUGGGACUAAUAGAGAUGCUUGGUUUAGAAAUCACCGUAUUUUAUUUCUUCCUGGAGGGGAUCGCCAGCUUUAUGGUUACAUGGCUAUUAAAGAUGACCUGGACUUCUUCAACAAGCAUUCCCAAGGUAAGUCAAGACUGAAAUAUGAGAUGAGAUCAUACCAUGAGAUGGUUACAAACCAAAUUCGACAGAUGAGUGAGGACAACCAGCAGCUUAUAUAUUUGAAGAACAAGGUUGUCAAAGAAAAAAUGCAUGCUAAGGCUCUUGAAGAAUCAUUUGGCAGAGUGACUGAGAAACUGCGGAAGACUAUGGAGGAAAAUCGCAUUGUGAGAUUGAGAACCAAAAUGCAACACGAGGAAAACAAGGAAGAGAUGAACCUGCAAGAACAAUUUUUUAAGGAUCAGAUGAAAGUCAUUCAUGAAUCAAGGAAUGCUAAGGAAGAAGAUUUUGAGAGGAUGCAGCAAGAAGAACGUGAGAAGGUGAAGGAGUCCAGUGCAAGUUCUAUAAAUGCGGAAGAGCGGAGACGCAGGGCUGACGAAUAUCUGAAAUUCGUGGAAAUCCAAGACAAAGAAAUGGAAAGCUUCGUAGCGGAAAAGGAGAAAUUGCUGAAAGCUCACGAGGACAAUCUUGAUGCGAUGAGGCGGAGGCAUUGGGAGGAGGAGGUUGACAUGGAGAAACGGUUCGAUGAACAACUGGCCGAACUCAUGAAAAAGUACUCCCCAUCUCGCCCUGAAACCAGUUCCUGAUGCCAUGGUUGGGUCAUACAUAAACGCAUACAGAUACAGAUAGUCACAGCGAAAUAGAUGGACAAUAUUAUAUAUAGUUGGAGACUGUUCCUCGUGGACGGCCCAGGCUACAGGCUUUUCCUUUUUUGGUAAACAAACUGGCUACACCUUUUUAAGGCUUGCGAACUUGAAAAUUGAGGUUUCUUCUUGUCUUCAGUUUUGAGAAAAGCCGGGCAGGAACUGGAAAAUGAUGGCUCGUCUGUUCUGUUCUUUGGCAUUUAUUUAUGGAUGGCUUAUUUUGAUA
Prosopis cineraria is the source of this 2441-nucleotide messenger RNA. Its product is annotated as protein SUPPRESSOR OF GENE SILENCING 3. Gene Ontology annotation, biological process: regulatory ncRNA-mediated gene silencing; defense response to virus. The transcript is spliced from 7 exons. Lineage: Eukaryota; Viridiplantae; Streptophyta; Magnoliopsida; Fabales; Fabaceae. The record is from RefSeq and is a predicted model, not a curated record. Bases 203 to 2158 code for a protein of 651 amino acids.